This is a messenger RNA of Spodoptera littoralis (African cotton leafworm), 2301 nucleotides long. The record is from the annotation of a GenBank genome assembly. Lineage: Eukaryota; Metazoa; Arthropoda; Insecta; Lepidoptera; Noctuidae.
AUGCCGCAACGUCCCCUAUAUAUAGUAACCACAGGAAGGUAUAAUCAUGCAGUACCAGUAUCGGUCUUCAUUGGAUUAAGUACUAGUGUUUCCAACGAAAUAAUGUACUCCAAAUUCAUCAUUGUCUUAGCGACAGUUUGUAUAGCAAACGCUUCUGUGGUCAUCAACGUCUUUGAUGAUGAUCCUGAUUUUGGUGUGAAGAGUGAAGAAAAAGAUUGCAACCCUACCGCCUGUGACCAGCUCUGCCGUAGACUCAAGUUCCCCGGUGGUGUUUGUGUGAACGGACGCUGCAAAUGUGACAACUUCCUCAGUGAAAAUGAUAUUGAACCUGAAAUAUCAAACUACAGUCAGUUAGAGGAUUUGGGAGUUAAGGAAGCAGUGUUAGAAUUAUCGCCGUCUGAUUUAGAAGCAAUGUCUUCACUCGAAGAUGAGCCUCUAUCUGAGGUUGAAGAAGCUGAGAGAAGCAGUUGUAGCCUUUCUGCCUGCGAACAAUACUGCCACAGACUCAAGCUGCCCGGUGGUGCCUGUGUGAACGGCCGCUGCAAGUGCGACAAGUUUCUUGCUGAAGAAGUUGAAUUAGACAAUGAGUUUUCGGCAAACGACUGCAACCCUACCGCCUGUGACCAGCUCUGCCGUAGACUCAAGUUCCCCGGUGGUGUUUGUGUCAAUGGACGUUGCAAAUGUGACAAUUUCCGUAACGCUGAAGAAGCAGUGUUAGAAUUAUCACCCUACGACUUAGAAGCAUUCUCUGCACUGGAAGAUGAGCCCUUAUCUGAAGCCGAAGAAGUUGAGAGGAGCAGUUGCAGCCUUUCUGCCUGCGAACAAUACUGCCACAGACUCAAACUGCCCGGUGGUACCUGCGUGAACGGCCGCUGCAAGUGCGAUAAGUUUCUUAGUGAUCAAGAUACCAUUAACAUCUCAGCUGUAUCACCAAAAGAUUUAGUUUGCAUCCCUGAUGAAUGUGAACAACAAUGUCGCAAAAUUGGCUUUCCGGGUGGUGCUUGUGGCCCCACGGACACAAGCAACACUAUCUGUCGAUGCAACGCCUCUUUUCAAACAGGAGUUGAGACAUUUACUCCAGACGUCCAUGAAGUGACACCAGCAAAGCUUAUUGCAAACGAUUGUGACCUCAGAUCUUGUGAGUUCAUUUGUCGUACAAUGAAAUUGGCCCGUGGCGCCUGCAUCGCCGGUCGCUGCCAAUGCUUUUUACCAGCAGGUUUGGUUGACGCCAACUCCGCACCCGUUCUGGAACCAGCAAAGAAUCAAAGUCACGGUAAAUGCAGACAAGGACUGUGUGACCUGAUCUGUCGCAAACUGAAGUACGAUCGUGGUGAAUGUGUCGAUAACAAAUGCAAAUGUUACAAAAAUGAAGGUCCAGUCAAAGUAAACUUUGGAUCAGUUGUGGAACCAGCAAGGAAUAACACUCACGGUAAAUGCAGACAAGGAUUAUGUGAUUUGGUAUGCAAAAAAUUGAAGUACAAUCGCGGUGAAUGUGUCGACAACAAGUGCAAAUGCUACAGAGAUGAAGCUAAGAGUGAAAAUGAUAUGUCUGUAUCUAAAUUCUCAGAAAACCUUACCAAAGUGAAAUGUACCAAACGUGUAUGUGACCGCAUGUGUCGCUCACUAGAUUACAAAGGGGGUAACUGUAAGAAUGGUAAAUGUUGGUGCUACGGUCCACCCAAAAAGUCGGGUCGAUUGAUGUUACAAGAUACCGAUAAUGAAGAACCAGAACAAACUAAACAGGACGUCAGCUUGGAAAAAGAUGACAACAAUGUGCCCAUUGCUGAACUCCCAAAAGUCAAAUGUACUAAAGGUGUAUGCGACCAAAUGUGUCGUUCCUUAGAUUAUAAAGGGGGUAACUGCAAGAAUGGUAAAUGUUGGUGCUAUGGUCCACCCAAGAAGCCAGCUCGAUCCGGCGUAGAAGAAGCUGCCAAUGAGGAACAAAAAGAAAUUAGCUUGGACGACGCUACAGAAAAAGCUCCUCCGAUGUACAGAGCCCUCAACAAAGUAGAAAAAGAAGUAAGCCAAGACGACGCUACAGAAAAAGCCCCUCCGAUGUACAGAGCACUCAACAAAGAAGAAAAAGGAGUAAGCCAAGACGACGCUACAGAAAAAGCUCCUCCGAUGUACAGAACCCUCAACAAAGAAGAAAAAGAUGUAAGCCAAGACGACACUACUGAAAAAGUGAAAUCUGUUUCGCGUCAUCGUCGAUCAAUGUGCAAUAGCGUUCUGUGCAGGGAGGCGUGCAAAAAAACCAGUAUCAUAGGCCUUUGUAUAUACCACGAAUGUUACUGUUUCUAA